Messenger RNA from Beauveria bassiana ARSEF 2860, 1371 nucleotides. RefSeq names its product dolichyl-diphosphooligosaccharide-protein glycosyltransferase 48kD subunit. Lineage: Eukaryota; Fungi; Ascomycota; Sordariomycetes; Hypocreales; Cordycipitaceae. The transcript has 4 exons. The coding region runs from base 1 to 1371 and encodes 456 amino acids. The record is from RefSeq and is a predicted model, not a curated record. Gene Ontology annotation, cellular component: endoplasmic reticulum membrane; oligosaccharyltransferase complex.
AUGCGGCUGUCGUGGAGCGCGGUCAUUUCCGCCCUUGCGGCGGCCACGUCGGCGCUGAGCACCACGGGCUCUCGACUGCUCGUUGUUCUCGACGACGUGGCUGACAAGGCGGCAUACGGACAGUUUUUUAGUGACUUGGCUGCUCGCGGCUUCGACAUCAACUACGAAACGCCUCGAAGCGACAAGCUGAGCCUGUUUGAUCUCGGCGAGCGCAGAUACGACCACCUCAUCUUUCUGCCCACAAAAGUUAAAGCUCUUGGCCCUAAUCUGACCCCCAACCUGCUCGUCGACUUCGUCAACGCCAAGGGUAAUAUCGUGGUCGGCCUGUCCUCGACGACGCCCACCACGAGCUCCAUCGUGUCGCUGCUUGCCGAGCUCGAAAUCUCCCUGCCCGCCGAACGCACGGGCACCGUCGUCGACCACUUCCACUACGACGCCCUCUCGGCGCCCGAGACGCACGACGUGCUCGUGCUCGACACGCCGACGCCCAACGCGCGCGCGGGCCUCAAGCCCUACUUUGCGCUCCCCGACGCCGUUAUUGCCGUACCGCACACGGUCGGGCACGUCCUCGGCAACAGCCACCUGCUGACGCCGAUCCUGCGCGCGCCCGACACGGCGUACAGCUACAACCCUAAGGAGCAGGCCACCGUCGUCGAGCCCGACGAGCUCUUUGCCGCCGGUCGGCAGCUCGCGCUCGUCUCGGCCCUCCAGGCCCGCAACUCGGCCCGCGUCGUGGUGCUCGGUGCCGAAAUGCUCCAGGACAAGUGGUUCGAUGCCAAGGUGGCCAAGGUCGAUGGCUCCCCGACCAAGACGCAGAACAAAGAAUUUGCUCGCCGUCUCUCAGGCUGGGCGUUUCAAGAGAUUGGCGUCUUGCGCGUCAAUGACGUCGAGCACCGUCUCGUCGGCAGCGACGAGCCCAACCCUAGCCUCUACAGAAUCAAGAACGAUGUGACAUACCGCAUCUCACUGUCUGAGUACAAUUGGGACAAGUGGGUGCCCUUUUCUCUCCCCGAGCAGGACGCGCUGCAGCUUGAAUUCUCCAUGCUGUCGCCCUUUCACCGUCUCAACCUGGCGCCCGUCGGCAAGACCGCCGACGCUGCCACCUACGGCGUGCGGUUCACGACGCCCGACCAGCACGGCAUCUUCAAUCUCCUCGUCAACUACAAGCGCCCCUUCCUCACCAACAUCGAGGAGAAGCGCACCGUCAGCGUCCGCCACAUGGCGCACGACGAGUGGCCGCGCAGCUACGUCAUCUCGGGCGCUUGGCCCUGGAUCUCGGGCAUCGCCGCCACCGUGGUCGGCUUUGUGGCCUUUUCUGCGCUCUGGAUGUAUAGCAAGCCUACGGAUGCGAAGAAGAAGAAGACGCAGUGA